AUUAAGAGGUAUACCGCGAUGCGUAAGCACACUCGUCAUGUUUAUCGAAAAUGCAAGUAAGUUUACCAACGUUACCUAGGUAAGCUGUUCCUACACGUUGGUAUUGAUGGAGUAAUCUAUAGGCAAUCAUUUCAACUCAUGCUUAUGGCUCCUACGUAGUUUAGGUGCAUUAUCCGCCGAAGGCUUGUACCUACCUACCAGUGUACAUUAACGAAAUCCUACUGUGUGUACAGCAGAUGUAGGACACGAGGCUAAAAGCCUUCAUGAAUAAGGCCAAUCACGAACGGAGUGGUGGUCGUUAGGUGGGGUUGCACACCCAAGGUAUCUCCUAAACACCUAAUCGACGAGGUGGUAUAGUUUCCUUUGAAAAAUAUCACUAACUUAAAAAGACCAGGUCCCCCGAUCAGUAAGUAUCUCUAUCGUGUUAACAACUUCUAAGGCAAUGAGAUACUCUAAUUUACGAAUAGUUGAACUAUUGAACAUACCUCAACCAUGUUCCAGAACAAAUCCGCCGAGACGAAGGUUGAACCUGCAAUCCUUGAAAGAGAGGUCUGCCAAGCCACGACAAGAGAUUUAGGAGAUACGUCUAUCAAAUCCGUAAAGAGGAUUCUCCUGGCUCUUCUAUCACUAGCGUCCUCAAUAACUCUCGCCCUUCGUCUUAUUUGGGACUUUACCGAGAGCAACUUCACUACUUUUGUUAUUCCCAACACUUCAUUCGGGAUUCUAGGAGCUUUAGCUUCCCCAUUCCUCACUAAUGGGAUGCAUCCAUCUGCGGUAGAUAUUCUAGCACGAGCUCCCCUCGUCGUGCUGUUCAAUUGGUGCAACGUGCUCAACUUCGACCUCGCCAACCAACGAUCCCCCGAGUCUCUACAGGAGGACAAGAUCAAUAAGCCAUGGCGACCUAUAGUUACAGGCAAGAUUACGAUGGAGCAGGCUCGCAGGGCGAUGCUAGUUACCAUUCCCUUAGCUUUGCUUUUCAACUAUGCCCUAGGGGUCUGGAGACAAGGCGUCUUUAUUUUAAUUAUAACAUGGCUAUACAACGACAUUAGAGGCGGAGAUGAACUCAUUAGGGACCCUCUCAUCUCAGUUGCUUAUGGUUUAUUUAACACAGCUUCUUUGGAGAUCGCCAUAGGCCAAAAAGGACAGAUCAACCCUAAAGGGGUCAUGUGGGCCGCUAUCAUCAGCGCGGUUAUCUUGACGACCAUGCAGAUCCAAGAUCUUAAAGACCAGGAAGGUGACCGGACCCGGGGCCGGAAGACCUUGGCUCUUGCACUGGGGGAUAUAGUUUCACGAACUUCUAUCGUGGUUUUCAUUUGUCUCUGGUCGUUCGUCUGCCCCUUCUUUUGGGGGGUUGGUCCUUUAGGAUAUCUUACUUCGGGAAUUCCUGGGGCUAUCGUUAUUCUCAACGUCAUCUCCCACCGAACCCCUACAGAGGAUACUAAAUCCUGGAAGUGGUGGUGUUUCUGGACUAUUACUCUAUACAUUCAGCCCUUGCACAUAAUUGUUUGCGUAUUUUGUUAGGCCAUAAUGGAAGCAAGUACGCUAGGAGGUGGAAUCUCCCAUCGGAGAUAUAAUUAUGUGGGUGGGGGCUUUCCAUAUAAUAGGUAGUUCGUUGACUCUAAGAGAUUCUCUGCAUUAGAUUUAUGGAAUAUAAAUAUAAAC
Messenger RNA from Hypoxylon trugodes, 1662 nucleotides. Its product is annotated as UbiA prenyltransferase family-domain-containing protein. The transcript has a single exon. NCBI's taxonomy places the organism in Eukaryota, Fungi, Ascomycota, Sordariomycetes, Xylariales, Hypoxylaceae. The record is from RefSeq and is a predicted model, not a curated record. Gene Ontology annotation, molecular function: transferase activity, transferring alkyl or aryl (other than methyl) groups. Bases 493 to 1521 code for a protein of 342 amino acids. Gene Ontology annotation, cellular component: membrane.